This is a messenger RNA of Carica papaya (papaya), 2102 nucleotides long. Its product is annotated as BTB/POZ domain-containing protein POB1-like. Gene Ontology annotation, cellular component: nucleus. Gene Ontology annotation, molecular function: protein binding. The record is from RefSeq and is a predicted model, not a curated record. Lineage: Eukaryota; Viridiplantae; Streptophyta; Magnoliopsida; Brassicales; Caricaceae. Gene Ontology annotation, biological process: response to red light.
AACUACCUUCUUCCGUCCUCCCUCGUUUUAGAUAACGCCAGCUCAUCGUUCUUAGGGUUUCUGUUUCCAUUUUCCCUAAUAUCAUUCCAGAAGAGAGAGCGAGAAAUUAAAAGAGCUAAAACGGAGGGGGAAGUCGAGAGGGUUAGAAUGAGGGACACCAAUACGGAUCUGUUCGACCCGAGGACGGAAAUGGAUUCCGAUUAUUCGAGGCGAGGUUCCGGCUCCGAUGGCGAUUUCGGCUUUGCUUUCAACGAUAGUAACUUCUCAGAUAGGCUUUUGCGGAUCGAGAUCAUGGGCGGCUCCUCGGACAGCAGGUCCGAUGGUGAGGGUUGCACGAGUAUAGCCGAUUGGGCCAGGCAUCGCAAGAGGAGAAGAGAAGAUAUCAAGAAGGAUAACGUUCUGGAUCUCACUUGGUGUCCUGAGGAGCAGAUUUUAAAUGGUAACCAACCAGACAUGGAUGAUUUUGCUGGCGGUGAAAAUCAAGAUGAGGAAGCAGUGGCAAUGAUUGAAGAGUCACCUUCAGGUGAUGAAGCUGCAAAUAGCAAUGAAUCUAACUGGAGCAUGGAUUGUUCUACUGUUCAGAGAGUCAAAACAUUACACAUCAGUUCUCCUAUUUUGGCUGCAAAAAGUCCAUUUUUCUAUAAACUCUUCUCAAAUGGAAUGAAGGAGUCCGAGCAACGACAUGUAACCCUUAGAAUCAAUGCCUCUGAGGAAGCUGCUCUGAUGGAGCUUCUGAAUUUUAUGUAUAGCAAUACCUUGUCCGUCACAACAGCUCCUGCUUUGCUUGAUGUGCUGAUGGCUGCUGACAAAUUUGAGGUUGCUUCAUGCAUGAGACAUUGCAGUCGGCUUCUACGGAAUAUGGACAUGACACCUGAGUCUGCACUGCUUUAUCUAGAUCUUCCCUCAAGUGUCUUAAUGGCUGAAGCCGUCCAGCCAUUGACAGAUGCUGCAAAGCAGUUUCUUGCAUCCCGGUAUAAAGACAUGAGCAAGUUUCAAGAAGAGGUAAUGGCCUUGCCACUAGCUGGAAUUGAGGCGAUAUUGUCCAGUGAUGAUCUCCAAAUAGCAUCAGAGGAUGCUGUAUACGACUUUGUGGUAAAGUGGUCUAGGGCCCAGUAUCCAAGACUAGAGGAUCGGCGGGAGGUCUUGGGUUCACGCCUUGCACGGUUUAUUCGCUUCCCUUAUAUGACCUGUCGGAAGCUAAAGAAGGUUUUAACCUGUAAUGAUUUCGAUCAUGAAGUAGCAUCCAAGCUGGUACUGGAGGCUCUUUUUUUCAAGGCUGAGGCCCCACACCGUCAACGGAGUCUAGCUGCAGAAGAGUCAGCCUCAUUGAACCGUCGUUUUGUGGAGCGAGCUUACAAGUAUCGGCCCGUUAAAGUGGUCGAAUUUGAAGUUCCCCGGCCACAGUGUGUCGUCUACCUGGAUUUGAAGCGGGAGGAGUGUGCAAACUUAUUCCCCUCCGGAAGAGUAUACUCCCAGGCAUUCCACUUGGGCGGACAAGGGUUUUUCUUGUCAGCACACUGCAACAUGGAUCAACAGAGCUCAUUUCAUUGUUUUGGAUUGUUCCUGGGGAUGCAGGAGAAAGGAUCAGUGAGUUUUGCUGUGGACUAUGAAUUUGCAGCGAGAUCAAAGCCGACUGAGGAGUUUGUUAGCAAAUACAAAGGUAACUACACAUUCACCGGGGGCAAGGCAGUUGGCUAUCGAAACUUAUUUGCCAUACCAUGGACUUCUUUCAUGGCAGAUGACUGUCUUUACUUCAUAAAUGGUAUCCUUCAUCUCAGAGCUGAGCUCACCAUCAGGCACUAACUAUUUCUAUGCCGGGAGCUUUUUAUGGCCCCUUUAGAAACACUAACCUUCUUUCCUUUUUCAAAAAAUGAAAAAAUGCGUAUUGACAUGAACCAACUCAGUUUCUGAGUACCCAGGAACCGUGCACAGAAUGGUUUGAUUUAGAGGUUAAAUGAACGGGGAUAUUCUCAACAGUUGCCAUGGUUCUUGGGGGAAUGAAUGGGUGGAAAUGUAAAUGGGGUUGGAUAAUGAUUUUACCUGUGACUGUUUUAGUUUAAGAAUGCAGUUUUAAGAACCUUAUAUAUUUGUUGAUGUCUUGA